Molecule: messenger RNA, 657 nt
Organism: Arabidopsis thaliana (thale cress)
Lineage: Eukaryota; Viridiplantae; Streptophyta; Magnoliopsida; Brassicales; Brassicaceae
Product: F-box associated ubiquitination effector family protein
Exons: 2
Coding region: 1-657 (218 amino acids)
Source: RefSeq, marked reviewed
AUGAAGAGAGGACGCCAAGAGAAGAAGACCUCACGAUCUCCAAAACGACGACAACAACGUCAGAACGAAAUCUCCGAGAGAGAAAAUUCAAACGGUAUACAUAUCCCUUUCGAUGUAAUAACCGAUAUACUCUCGAGACUCCCUGUUAAGUCACUUGUAAAACACGAUAGAUGGAGCAACUCGUGUGAUGGAUUGUUCGGAUAUGAUCCAGUUGAGAAACAAGUUUUCACAUUAGUGGGAGGUCCAAUGAAGCAGCAAUGGAGGAGCCUUGACAUCCAAGGCAUUUGGAAUCACUCUCCAGAAGCUAGGAGUAGUGGUUUAUGUAUCAAAGAGUUUAUCUAUUACAUAGCACAUGUAGAAAGCUGGGAUGAUCCCGAAUUCUAUGAGCUAGUGAGGUUCGACGUUAGACACGAAAGCUUUGAUCGUAUUCAGAUGCCCAUAACUCUGCAGAUGAAUCAGCAGCUCAGUGAAGUGAGUUUCGAUGAAUUGACUUUGGUAAACUACCAAGGAAAAUUAGGAUGCAUACGUUACACCAAAGCUAGUGCAGAGAUGUGGAUUAUGGAAGAUCAUAUUGAGCAACAAGAAUGGUCUAAGAUGAUGAUAUUUGAGAAAUUAGGUAUUGCAUCGCUGGUGUCAGUCCUAAUGGUGAGAUUGUGA